AUGGCGCCUGUUGUCAAGAAUGACGGAGCUGUCAAGGCCAACUCUGGCGCGAAGAACCCCCCGAAUCAGACCCUCUACGUCUCCAAUCUCCCGGACAAGCUCCAGAAACAGGACCUUCGUCGCUCCUUGUACCUUCUUUUCUCGACAUAUGGCACUGUGCUUGAUGUCGUCGCCCUCAAGACCAUGAAGAUGCGCGGCCAGGCGCACAUCGUCUUCAAGGACAUCAUGCACGCGACCCAGGCCAUGCGCUCCCUGCAAGGAUUUGACUUCUUUGGCAAGAACAUGGCCAUCGACUACGCCAGAGGCAAAUCCGUGAUCAUCAGCAAGCUGGAAGGCACCGGUCCCCCCAGGCCCGGUCAGUUUGCCGCGCAGGAGGCCCUUCCACCGCUGACCACUUCCACCAACGUGCCGCCCCCUGCGCCGGUCCAGAACGGUGAUGCUGCGGGCGCGAAAAGGAAGCGCGAUGACGAGAGCGAUACCGAGGAGAAGCCGAUGGAGGAGGACGAAGAUGAAGACCAGGAGAUGGAUGUUUCGGACGAAGACUAA
Aplosporella prunicola CBS 121167 is the source of this 546-nucleotide messenger RNA. RefSeq lists its product as uncharacterized. NCBI's taxonomy places the organism in Eukaryota, Fungi, Ascomycota, Dothideomycetes, Botryosphaeriales, Aplosporellaceae. Gene Ontology annotation, molecular function: RNA binding. The record is from RefSeq and is a predicted model, not a curated record. The transcript has 3 exons. Bases 1 to 546 code for a protein of 181 amino acids.